AUGCGUUUCGACAUUGUAUCUCUCACGGUUGGCUUUGCCGCCACUGCCUCAGCUCAGUGCUAUGGCAACUACUUUAGCUUCUACAACCGCAACGGUCCGGCUAUGAGCUACCAGCGUCUUGACCCCGGUCUGUUCCCCGGAGCUGAGAGCCCCCAUCUUCACUCCUUCGACGGAGGAAACGGACUGAAGCAGACGGUCGACUAUGCCGGCCUCCAGGACUCAUCCUGCUCCACUGCUCGCGUCAAGAGCGACAAGUCUCUGUACUGGCGCCCUACCUUGUUCUACAAGAGCGACGCCGGUUUCCAGCGUGUUCCCGAGAAGGCAACCAAGAUCUACUACAAGUAUGGUGAUGGAAACAACUGGGCAAACGUCACUGCAUACCCAAAGGGUUUCAACAUGGUUGCUGGAAGGCCCAACAGGCGCAGCAACAGUGACGACAACGCAGCCGGUGUCCGCUGGGGCUGCCACCAGCCCGACGGUGGCGAGACGGCUAUCUUCGACAACGGUUUCCCCAAGGGCUUCACCUCUUGCAAGUUCGGCUUCGCCUCUGAGGUCACCUAUCCUUCUUGCUGGAACGGACAGCCCAUGGACCCCAAAGAUGGCUAUGCCCACAUGGCCUACCCCAACGGCAACAGCGGUGUUGGUAUUGAGAACUGCCCCGUCACCCACAGAGCCGCACGCUUCCCUACUCUUUUCAUCGAGUACUGGUGGGACAUUUCAUCGUUCAAGUUCGGUCCUGAUGAGGCUCCUUGGGUUCUCUCCAACGGUGAUGCCACUGGCUACGGCUUCCACGCUGACUUCAUGAACGGAUGGGACGAAGGUGUCCUCGACAAGGCCAUCAGCGAGAACGACGGCUGCAAGUGCGGCUGUGGCUGCGGUCAAGAACAAAUGGAGCAGUGCUUUGGCUCCGCCAACGUCAACAAGGACAGCGAUGACUCCUGGGCAAACUGCUCUGCCGCCGAGUCCCGCAUGUCGUACGACACAGAGAUCCUAGACACCCUCCCAGGCUGCAACCCCGUCCAGUACGGUCCCGCCUCUGCCACUCCUGCCUCCGGCGCUGGCUGCAACGCUGCCCCAGCUGCCCCUACCGGCAACAAGAGCACUCAAGCAGCCUCCUCCCCAGCUGCAACCCAGACUCCCUCCGGUAACACCUCAGCCCCCGCCAACUACAAGUCUACCUCCAAGGCCUCUCCCGCCGUAACCCCCGACGCCACCCCCGAAGCCGCCAGCUCUCCCACCGUCUACCCCUCCUACGCCGCCGGCCUCCCCAACAAGGGCGGCGACUGCAAGCCCCCCGUCACAAUCACAUACACCCCCACCGUCACCGUCACCGCCACCGCUGCAAACGUCGCCGACGCAAGCAUCUGCACUGGUGCACCGACUGUGUACGAGACCUUGACUGAGACGGUUACUGUGCAAGCUUCGGGAACCAAGGAGACUCCUGCCUCGUACUAA
Molecule: messenger RNA, 1455 nt
Organism: Bipolaris oryzae ATCC 44560
Lineage: Eukaryota; Fungi; Ascomycota; Dothideomycetes; Pleosporales; Pleosporaceae
Exons: 3
Coding region: 1-1455 (484 amino acids)
Source: RefSeq, a predicted model, not a curated record